Messenger RNA from Westerdykella ornata, 915 nucleotides. RefSeq lists its product as uncharacterized. The transcript has a single exon. The annotation marks the transcript as partial. The record is from RefSeq and is a predicted model, not a curated record. Lineage: Eukaryota; Fungi; Ascomycota; Dothideomycetes; Pleosporales; Sporormiaceae.
UUAGUCUCUACCGCAAACAGGAACGACCGAUUUCAUCUCCUGAACGACCCUUCGAUCCCUAAACCAGAUAUUGACACCGCCAUUCAUCCCAUCUUCCGCGCAUCGAACUUUGCCAAUGCCAGCCCCCGAAUCUAUCGAAAUCUCCAGCAAGCACUCCGGCUGGCCUCUACAUUCCUCAAGUACGACUCCGUAUUAGAAUGGUUUGUGGCCCCUCUGAUGGGACUUCCAUUAGUCGACCUGCAUAGCAGGAAGACCUACUUAUCAGACCCCCUAGCGUACACAACAAAAGCGGAGAGACGAAAACUCAUUGGCAGGGUACGACGAGCACUCCAAUGCCUCUCUCACUCGGUACAGUUCCAGUUCCUCACAAACUCGGAUGUCAAGUUCUACGCUCGCACGACGUUUCGCGAGGCCCGACCUGUCCACAAAGCUACCUGCACACAGCACUUCAGGUCGCCAAGGUCUGUUUUGAUCGAACUGCGGAAGCAAUAUUACGACUUCCUCCACAACCAUUAUGAGUCCAGCGACCCCUGCGAGGUUCUGCGCCACGACUUCUGUCUGGGAGUGGCGCUAGUCCACGAAAUCUGUCACGCGGUAGGUGUAAUGCGUCGCAACAAUCUCAGCGAGCCAUGUAUUCGGCUCGAUCAUCUUGACCAACCCGAGUUCGGCUACGCUUGGGAGAACUUCAUGUUCGGGGGGAUCAUUAAUCCCUUUGAUCAAGUUUCUAGCACUGUUUCCUUUCUCAUGCGGAAAGUUUGGUCCGACGACAAGACUGCCUAUGCGGCUGGAGGUAAGGAGUGGUCUACCGUUCCCAUGUCUUAUAUAGCCCAGUGGUUUCAAAAGCGGACCUGGGAGAUCGUAGCAUUGCGUGGACCAACUGCGAUUCCUCCGCCUAUUGUGCGCGUCAAAUUGCGG